This is a messenger RNA of Miscanthus lutarioriparius, 216 nucleotides long. The record is from the annotation of a GenBank genome assembly. Lineage: Eukaryota; Viridiplantae; Streptophyta; Magnoliopsida; Poales; Poaceae.
AUGCGCGCUCUGCGCCAAGCCGCUGGGGCGCGACUGCGACAUCUUCAUGUACAGAGGGACGCGCCCUUCUGCAGCGAGGAGUGCCGCGGCGAGCAGAUGCAGCUCGACGCCAUCCGCCCCAGGCGGGCCGCCGCACGGAGGCAGCAGCAGCAGCAGUACUCCUCCAGAACGGAGUCCAGGCACCGGGAGUCCAGGAAGGUGUCUGUGGCGACAUGA